Molecule: messenger RNA, 496 nt
Organism: Hippopotamus amphibius kiboko
Lineage: Eukaryota; Metazoa; Chordata; Mammalia; Artiodactyla; Hippopotamidae
Gene: RBIS
Product: ribosomal biogenesis factor
Exons: 4
Coding region: 136-438 (100 amino acids)
Biological process (GO): ribosome biogenesis
Cellular component (GO): nucleolus
Source: RefSeq, a predicted model, not a curated record
UGUUGGUGGGCGGGACCACGACCUGCGAUCGCACCCUGAACUGGCUCCCUCAGCCCGGAACUUCCUGGAGCCUGCGCGUGCAGAUGGCGUCACCUGGAACUUGAUCGGCUCCACGAGGGUAUCGGAGAUCUGACAAUGGCCAAGAACAAACUAAGAGGGCAGAAGUCCAGGAAUGUGUUCCACAUAGCCAGCCAAAAAAGCUUUAAGGUUAAAAAUAAAGCAAAACCAGUUACCACUAAUCUUAAGAAGAUAAACAUUGUGAAUGAUGAAAAAAUUAACAGAAUGAAUAAAGCUUUUGUAGAUAUACAAAAGGAACUUGCAAACUUCUCAAAAGGCCUUUCCCUCGAGCCUCUGCAGAAACAGCUGAUUCCUCAGCAGCAUCAUGAAAACAACCCAGUUAAUGUUGAUGAAGCUACAAGAUUAAUGGCUCAGUUGUAAUACACUGGUGAUGCACCAAAUUCCCCAAAAAGACCAAUAAAUUAAAUGUUUUAUACAA